ACACACACACAUGCUCCUGGAUUUGCAGCAGCCAGACAUCUAGGGCUCUCCUUGGCAUCCACAGGACAGAGUCAGACGGGAUUAAGAAACCACAGCAGUGGUAACCUCCGGGCUGCCAGUAACCCAUUCACUGCCCAGCCUGAUCGGGGGCGCCGGUGACCACUUCCCUCAGCCGACAGAAGGAGGCAAAUGAUGAAUUCAGACAAUUUAACCUCCCAAAGCUUCCUCUCUGCCAUUCACAGCAAUGCCAGCAGUUUGUUCUCAGGGCUCCAGUUUGUUCAGUCCUUCAAGCCACUGAUCAUCCCCUGCUACUCCCUGGUGGUUUUCGUCGGUGUCAUUGGGAAUUACCUUCUCAUUUACGUUAUCUGCAAGACAAAGAAAAUGCACAAUGUCACCAACUUCCUGGUAGGCAACCUGGCUUUCUCAGACAUGCUCAUGUGUGCCACCUGCGUGCCCCUGACCCUGGCAUAUGCCUUUGAGCCCAGGGGGUGGGUGUACGGCCGGUUCAUGUGCUACUUCGUUUUCCUGAUGCAGCCCGUCACCGUCUUUGUCUCUGUCUUCACUCUGACUGUCAUAGCCGUGGACAGGUACUAUGCCAUGGUCUACCCCUUCCGCAGGAGGCUCACCAUCCCUAUUUGUGCCUACAUCCUGGCUGCUAUCUGGCUGCUGAGCUGUACCUUGGCCGCCCCAGCCUUGGUCCAUACUUACCACGCGGAGUUCCCAGAGCUGGACUUCUCCAUCUGCGAGGAGUUUUGGUUCCACAUGAAGAGGGAUCGCUUAGCUUACGCCUACAGCACUCUCAUCAUCACCUACAUACUGCCUUUGACAGUCAUCUCCUUGUCCUACCUGAGAAUCUCAGUCAAGCUGAAGAACCGUGUGGUCCCAGGCAACGUCACCCAGGGCCAGGCUGAGUGGGAUCGAGCCAGGAGGAGAAAGACUUUUCGCUUGCUGGUCUUAGUGGUGGUGGCUUUUGGGGUUUGUUGGCUACCUCUGCACAUCUUCAACAUGAUAAAGGACAUAGACAUCAGCUUGAUCGACAAGCAGUACUUCAACUUCAUCCAGCUGCUCUGCCACUGGUUUGCAAUGAUGUCUGCUUGUACCAAUGCCUUCCUCUAUGCCUGGCUCCAUGACAGCUUCAGGGGGGAGCUGAAGAAAAUGUUUGCCUGGAGAAAGAAGAAAAUUGGCCCCACUACAAACUGCAUUAUGGCCAGUGUGGUGCUGUAA
This is a messenger RNA of Dryobates pubescens (Downy woodpecker), 1224 nucleotides long. It is a transcript of the gene PRLHR, whose product is annotated as prolactin releasing hormone receptor. Gene Ontology annotation, biological process: G protein-coupled receptor signaling pathway. Gene Ontology annotation, cellular component: plasma membrane; neuron projection. The record is from RefSeq and is a predicted model, not a curated record. The transcript has 2 exons. Gene Ontology annotation, molecular function: neuropeptide binding; neuropeptide Y receptor activity. The coding region runs from base 190 to 1224 and encodes 344 amino acids. NCBI's taxonomy places the organism in Eukaryota, Metazoa, Chordata, Aves, Piciformes, Picidae.